Molecule: messenger RNA, 372 nt
Organism: Fusarium sp. VM40
Lineage: Eukaryota; Fungi; Ascomycota; Sordariomycetes; Hypocreales; Nectriaceae
Source: the annotation of a GenBank genome assembly
AUGGCAGCUAAGCAGCCGUCUUCGAGAUGGUGGUUCUGGACCAAGGUUGUGUUUGGUGGUGCUGUGGUUGCAGUUGGCGGACCGGCUUUUACUAUGUGGUUAACUCCCACUGAGGAAGAACUUCGAUCGAGAUACAACCCCGAGCUGCUCAAGAAAAGUCUGGAGAACCGCGAGGAGAAACAACAAGAGUUUGACGAUUUUGUGACCCGGUUGAAGGCAUAUUCCAAGUCAGACAAGCCAAUUUGGGUUGUGGUAAAGGAGGAAGAGGAGCGAAAGCGAACCGCAGCAGCUGCUGCCGCAAAGGCUUCAAAGAUGGAGACUGUCAGUCGACGAGAAGAGAUGAGGAGAGAGGCGGGCUUGGAUACAAAGUAA